UGCGAUGCAAACAAUGGACAAAGUGCAAGUGAAAAAAGAGAUACCAUCAGAUGCAAUUCCAGUUUCUAACCAACUGCCAGAAAACUUAGAAGUGUGUUUUGUGUGCGGCAACCGCAGCCACCAGCAGAGUUACUACUUGAACGUCAAACCCGUACCUAACAAGCCGAAAGAGCCGUAUUUCCCUUUUUUGGAGUCCCACGAACCUCCCGCCGGUUACGUGUCCAAAAAUGAGUAUGCCGUCAAGGCUUGCUACCUGUGUUACACGCUUCUAUUGCAACAGUGGGACUCGCAUGAGAUUACGGCUCAGCCCCACUCGCAGAGGCUGUAUUGGCUGAAACGGGUCGACAAUGGCCCCUACACGGGGGCCGACAUGGGGCUUCAGGGGGAGUACGCUGCUCAGGUGCUUGGUCUGAAUAGCGAGGGUGUGGGCUCUGUUGUGCCCAGGCCGGUUGCUCAGAGGGAAGAACUUGUCAAGACCAAGGGUUCGUCGAGGCUGCCCCAGAUGCCCGCUAUAGAACGGGAGGAGCAAGACAUGGUUACCGAAGGAGCUCUAGAUUUGACCCACCCGCAGCCUAUCGUUCAGUCAAUACCCGUGCCCGUGUAUCACAGCCAAAAUUCAAACUCGUCGACCGGCACCGACAUCCUCGACCUCAGCAUGCCCGACAAGAAUUCCAUAACGGAGGUGUGCUACGUCUGCGGUGACGAAUUCAAACGGGGCAGCCUGGACUACGUCGCCUCGAAGAGGUUGGCGGACUUCCCGCCCAACAAACCUUUCUUUCAGAGUUUAAUAGAACACCCCCGCCCGAGCAGGAGCAGACCCAUUGACUCGGCAGGCAGAGUGCAGGCCUGCGUCGACUGCCAGCAACAUUUACUGAAACAGUGGCAGAUGUUCGAGGCUCAGGGCGUGUCGCACGGCGACCGGAAUUACACCCUACGGAAAAGGCAGAGUUCUACGUUGGACACCACCACAUUCAUCUGUUACACCUGCGCGUUGGAGUACCCCUCGAGCAGCAUACGCCUGUUGUAUUCCUGCCCGAACUCGGAGAAGGAGCCGUAUUUUCCGUUCAUACAGACUCUAAAGCCCCCGCCCGGGGCUAGCCCUAUCAGCCCCCAGGGCAUGGUGCAAGUGUGUUCGAUCUGUUACAAGUCUAUACCCCAGAAGCACCAGGUGUUCGGAGGGGACCCGAGCGCGCUGGCUAACAAUCACGUGUCCGUUACCGACGUGCAAUUUCACAAUAGCAACUCCUCGAGGCCCAGCACGGUGAAGUCGCCCGCCAACAGCGCUGGUUCCGACAUUAGGUACAAGCCGUACGACAUCAAUUCCUCCGCCUUGGUGACCAGCAAGAAGAAACAGGCGGCUCUGGAAAACCGGCAGAAUUUGAGGAACCUUUCAACCCGAACGACGUCGCCUCUACCCGACGUAAACGGCCAGGCCGGGGCGCAGAGUUACCGCUGCUACAUCUGUGCCGGGCUGUACCCCCGCACGCAGAUGGAAUGGGUGAGUACCUCCGCGGAGGGCAUGAAUUCCCACGCCAUGCACUUCCCGUGUCUGACGAAAGUGGCCCGCACCUCCGAGAACAGCUGUAUGGAUUCCCACGGCAGGGUGCUGUGCUGCACGAAGUGCGUCAACCACCUCGAACAGCAGUGGAACACUCUGGAAGCGGAUAGGGUACCUUUGGAGAGACGAAGGUACGAUAUUCCUAUACCGGAGGUCGCUUCGAACGGGGACCGGGGCAUCCCCACCCCUCCUAGUACAAACAGCGAGAGGACGGUGUGCAGUAAUAGCAAUCCCGGGACGGGGGGGACGAGCAUAUAUUGUUUCCUCUGCGCACUGCAUUCGGAGUUCACUUUGGCGAGAGUUAUUUAUAGUAAACCACAAGGCAGGAACGCGCCAUAUUUCCCGGCCCUACUGCACAUUAAGAGCCCGCCGAAUGCCGAGCAGUUGAGGGAGGACGGAUCGGCCUUAGUUUGCACGUUUUGCUAUCACAGUCUGGUGAGUCAGUGGCGACGAUACGAAGCUCAGGGAGAACGGGCGCUGCCUGCCGACAGACGGGACUACAAUACGCACGACUACCGUUGCUACGUGUGCGGAAUCACGACUUACCGGAAACGAGUGAGGGCGCUUCUCAUAAAGGACUUCCCUUUUCUGAGAUUUCACCCCCAGCCUGAGCACUCGUUGCUGUUGGAGAACGGCGACUACUCGGUGGUGUGCUUGGACUGUUACGAGACGCUUAGAACGCAGAGUUUAGAGUACGAACGGUGGGGAUUGCCGCUCGAUAAGAGGCAGUACAACUGGAUAACGCAGCCCCCGCCGCCGGAAGACAGCCCCGAGGCGACCGUGGCCAGGUUGCCGAGCGGACAGAGGAGCGACAAAGUGGUUCCUCCUACAUUUUUGGCGAAACCGAACAGGAAAAAUUGCUCACCUAAGAUUGGGGACAGAAAGGGUGCUUCGAAAACUGAGACGGGACCAGCUGUUGCUAACAGUCCAAAACACUCCACCUCUACUAACGGGAGUACAAAACCUAGGGCGUCGACGGGCCACGCGGUACCAGGCCCCGGACCCGGCAAUCCCAACCAGUAUUCCCACUCUUUCGCUGCGGCACUACGUAACUUAGCUCAACAGACUAUUCCUGGUACAAGCGAAAACUCUUCGACGAGCCAACCGGCCUCGGAGUCACAUCGGAGAGAAUCAGCAUCUGUGCCGAUACCAGAGAAGUCCAAAUCCAGCACAGAAGUGCCUACAUUUGGAACAGCCGGAUCGACUUCUAUUCGUUCAUUCGAACCAAGACUGCCCUCAAAUCACGUAGAUAGAUAUCCCACCAGCUCGCUAACUGAACCCAAUAGAGCCGGUUUUCAGCCUUAUAGACCUGAAGACAGAAUACCUUUGGUGCCGGUCGGAAUGGACAUACCAGGUUAUCCGCCUUACGGUGCCUACCCCCCUCUACCUCCGAUGGAAGAUCAAAUUUAUUACGAACGUCUGGGCCUGUUGAGGGCCCCUUGGCCGCCUAUCAGUCACCCGUAUUUGCCUUACAUGUUACCAGGGUCGGCCAUGCCUCUGUAUAUGCACGAAAGACUAAAACUGGAAGAAGAACACCGGCGCCUAGCCGCGGCUCGGAAAGACGAGCACGAGCUUCUGGAACGCGACUUGCAACACCAACGCGAGCGGGAGCACAGAGAGAAAGAGCGUUCUCAAAGAGAAAGAGAGAAAGCCCAGUCUCGCAUCUCGCCACACCUCACCUCGCCCCACAUGACGUCGCAGCCCUCCCUCAUGUUACCCGUACUACACCCGAGCGGCAUGCUACCUCCGACACCCAUUUCCCUAGCCCCCGCAAUGCGACAGUCUCCCCUGAAUUCCGCCUUCUUAACACCCGGCUCUCAGAAUUACCCGAUACCCAGGUCGAGCCCCUCCUUGCAGAGACACUCCCCCAACGUCCACCCGAGUUCAAAUUAUUCCUUGAAUCUCAGCCAACGCCAGAGCCCGGUGAUCCAGCCGUCCGGGCCCCUUAUCAGCAACAUGAACCUCGCCCCUCCCGUAUCUAGUCAGAGCGUCGUCACGAGGUCUUCGCCCAAGCCUCCCACCCCCAAACCUCCCACCCCAAAACAACAGACAAACCCUAAAAGUCCCGUCACGAGUACACCUUCCUCGACUUGCGACAAUGCAGGUGGCGCUGCCAUUCAGACGAGCGUGAAAGUUCCCGAAGAAGGACAGACGACGGCUACGAGCGCAGCCAGGAAGUCUACCAUAGCACCCAAUACAGUAUGUCAAAGCCAAACUGCAACUAAAACUUCUGAUACACCCAAAAGUACUACGGCUUGUGACAUUCCCGGUAAACACAGUGACACACUUAAAGAACACGAUAGCGCCAAGUCAAACAAACUAACUCCCUACUAUAUUGAAUAUAUUGUGCGAGAUCUGCUCGGUACGGACGAACUGAAAGACAAAUCCGACGUACCAACCGGGAAUGACGAGGAUGAAAGGGUGCCUCAAGAGAAAUCGAGCGGUCAAGAAGUGAUGCGUCCGUUAGAAUUAGACCAAGAGAAAAUCGAUCGUUCCGACGUUAAAAUCGGGGAAAACCAAACUCCCGUCGACUGGACGCAAGAUCAAGGAAACGGAAACGAUUUUACCGCAAAGAUGGAACGUGAGACUAGAAGUUCCAGCGACGUAUACACAUUCGCCGACAAGAGUUCAGAAGUUAAACACGCGCUAACGCCCAUAAACAACGUUCCGAGUCUGCAGACACACAGUCCUCAGUUACCAAUACCGUCCCCGAACUACCCCGUGCAGAGCCAGUCUGUGCCGGAGACCAGUAGUUGCCGCAAAACAGUCAACUUACCGAAUACUAUUGUUCCUACGAUAAAUAAUAACUAUAUAACCGCACCUCAGUCAGCUAGUCAUAACGAUUUAAACAAACAAACAGACAGCCAAACACAUUCCAUAGACUCUUUAGGUGAACCUGUAAAUAAAAAUAGUGUAAAAAGUAACGAACGUUUAACCAAUUCUAACUUUAGUGAAUGUAAUGUUAAGGUGAACACUAAACCUGAUCUUGUAAAAAGUAAGUGUUUAAAAAUAAACCCGAAUAAAAAUAAGAGGAGUAGGAAAUCCACCAUAGGCAGGAUGGUGGCUAAUAAUAAAUUGACAGAGAGCAGUUUUACCGUACUUAAUGUGCCCAACAUACCGUUCCACGGGCCUCCCGUGAAACGGCAGAAGUUGAGCAAGAUCGAUAUAGCAACGAUAAGGCAGAAGAUUCGGAGGGACAAGCGAGCUCCUCGGAUCCGACACAAGAAGAAGACGACGCAGGACAGCAAGGUCACCACGGAUUUCGGAGUGACCGUCGUAGGAUACUCCGACAGUUCCAGCAGCAGCAGCGCCUUUUCCAGCUCAGACGGCGAGAGCGAUGACAAGGAAUUGGACCUUUGGAUUACGUCUGGGCCACCCAGCAAACCGGAUUUCAGUUCCGACAAAAUUAAGUUCUUGAAUUUGUUCGAGCUCACCACACACGGUCUGAAAAAUUCCAUAGAAGUGCAAAAGCUAGAGAGAAGGAAAUGGCUAACCCCCGGACUACUUCACGAGAAAGAAGACGAAAAAAUUUUACCUUUAAACUUACCCGUGCCUUCCAAAUCACCUUCUGUUCUGAACAUGGUACCAGAUUUUAAGUCGAAGAAACUUUUCCUAAGACUGCUGGGACUGAAGAACGUCGGUGCCGAUGCUAGACAAGAGAUGGAAAAAAACUGGAUGAAAAUCGUGGAGGAGCGCCUGCGACGGAACUGCGAAUCUUCUCUCACCAAAUACAGCCUAAAAGUGUACAAGACCCCAAAUGAAAACGAGAGUAAAAACGACCUAGCGGACAAUAGUAAUAAUGGCAGCCUCGACAUGUCAAUGUCAUUCAAAAUCCCCAUAGUGCAUCAGUACCACGAACGCAAUGUCAUACUACCCGUUGCUAACCAUGAAGACUGCAAUAGUUUAUCGUUAAAAAGGAACUUUGAAUAUAAUUACGUGCCUCUGGUCCUUGUGGAGAACCAAAACUGCAAGGUGGUUAACUUUCCGAACGACACGAAAGCUUACUGGAGGGACACGCCGGGAAGGGAUCGUAACGCGGAAGCGAACGGAUUGCCGUGGCCCGGCAUCGAGGAUAUUAUGUUGUCGUAUAACAGAUAUGACAAAGAGAGAAGGUACGAGACGGAUCAGUUGAGGCGAAGAUGUUCCUUUAUGAAGGAAGAAAUUACGUUGCAGCAGUGCGGGGCGAAUUUUUACGAGAAGAGACAGCGGGAAUUGCACUCGAUAGUUUUCAUGAACGAGAAGAGGAGGAAACAGUUGCAAAAGAGUAUCGACCAAUUAACUAAUAUAAUAAAUGCUUUUCGGUAACAUACGCUUGAGAAAAAUAUAAAGCAUUUCUGUUUUUGUUGAGUUACGUUGUUGUUCGUUGUUAAAUUAACCAUGUAAAGUAGGACCAAAAUUAAUUUUUAUUAUUUAUGUUUAAGUAGCUAAAUACCUUUUCUGUUAUGACGUUAAACAACUUUAAUCGUACAUUUUUUUUUAUUGAUUUAUUUAUUAAUUUGCCAACGGGGAGGAGACGUUAAAAAAAACUGUGAUGGAAUAUGGUGGG
Molecule: messenger RNA, 6104 nt
Organism: Anoplophora glabripennis (Asian longhorned beetle)
Lineage: Eukaryota; Metazoa; Arthropoda; Insecta; Coleoptera; Cerambycidae
Gene: px
Exons: 15
Coding region: 5-5863 (1952 amino acids)
Source: RefSeq, a predicted model, not a curated record